This is a messenger RNA of Cornus florida, 1221 nucleotides long. RefSeq names its product F-box/kelch-repeat protein At3g23880-like. The coding region runs from base 1 to 1221 and encodes 406 amino acids. Gene Ontology annotation, molecular function: protein binding. The transcript has a single exon. The record is from RefSeq and is a predicted model, not a curated record. NCBI's taxonomy places the organism in Eukaryota, Viridiplantae, Streptophyta, Magnoliopsida, Cornales, Cornaceae.
AUGGCGGACCUUUUACCCGAAGAAUUGAUUACUGAAAUCCUCACAAGACUACCGGUAAAAAUCCUUGUACAGAUGAGGUGCGUUUGUAAAUCAUGGUGUUCUCUAAUCACUAGCUGUUAUUUCAUCAAUUCAAAACUCAAUCAAACUAUCCAUUUUAACAAAUUCAACAAUGCUCGUACACUUGUCAUCGCUCAUUACAUUAAUGGGGAAGAAAAAGGAGAAGGUCGAGUUUCAAUAAAUCUGUACGAUGAAAGAGUGGGUACAUGUCCUAUAGAAAUUGAUAGCCCAAUCCCAAACUGUGGUUCUGAUUUCCGCAUAUAUGGUUCUUGUAAUGGUUUGGUGUGUCUCACUGAUAAUGCCUUUGAUCACGUGAAUAGUUUAAUUCUGUGGAAUCCCAGUAUUAGAAAAUCUGUGAGGCUUCCAAAGCCCAGCAUUGGCAUUGAUUCGCACACUGAUACCUAUAGUAAGGUUGCUAGCGCUGAUUCAAGUGCCCCAAAUCAGGUUGUCAUUGGAUACGGCUUCGAUUCCAAAAGUAAUGAUUAUAAAGUUGUUAGAAUUGCUCGCUUACACAAUUUUCCAGAUCCUGAGGUUGGUCUUUACUCUCUUAACAAAGGAUGCUGGAGAAGAAUUUGUGUUGUUGGUCCCCAUCACCGUAUCGGUUGUAAUCCACUUGCAUCUCAGGCUUUUGUCAAUGGGGUUGUCCAUUGGGUUGGGCGCAAUGUAGAUUCUGCUUCUGAUAUUUCAAUCUUGUCAUUUGAUAUGAGCAGUGAGGUAUUCUGUGAGAUGAAGCUGCCGGGAAGUCCAGCAGAUGAUGGAUGGCUGGUGACAAAUAUAGUUGUUUCUGUGCUUGGGGAGUCACUUUGUGUGGUCCAUUUUGAUUCUUUGGUUAGCGAAGUUAAAAUAUGGGUGAUGAAAGAAUACGGUGUUGUGGAAUCUUGGAAUAAACUAAUCAGUUUUGAAGUGGAUAGUUUUUUCGGGAUGACACUUGCUUUCAGGUGGUAUGGUGACCUUCUUUUCUUUCGAAUAAAUGAUUACAUGUUUUCAAUUAACCUAGAUUCUCAAGAUCCUAGGAAUGAUGGGCUUCUUUUCUUUAAUAGAAAUCAUCACUUGUUUUCAUUUAACAAAGAGUCUGAACAAGCUAAGGAUCUUGGAAUACGGUUAUCUGGUGAUAUGAACUCAUUUUACAUUGUUAAUUACAUGGAGAGCUUAGUCUUACUUUAG